This is a messenger RNA of Doryrhamphus excisus (bluestripe pipefish), 4092 nucleotides long. RefSeq names its product NCK associated protein 1 like (gene nckap1l). The record is from RefSeq and is a predicted model, not a curated record. NCBI's taxonomy places the organism in Eukaryota, Metazoa, Chordata, Actinopteri, Syngnathiformes, Syngnathidae. Gene Ontology annotation, cellular component: SCAR complex. Gene Ontology annotation, biological process: cell migration; neuron projection morphogenesis; cell projection assembly.
GCGCCCCAUGUGACAGGGGUGAGGCCUCGGGUGCACUUGUUUUCAAGGGUUGAGUUUCCCUCAGUACCAGGAGGACAAGGCUUUCACGGAGAGACAGGUGAAGCGUGGCGUUGACACCAUGGACUACCAUCAGAAACUGGCGGAAAAACUCACCAUCUUAAAUGAGAGAGGGAACGGGGUGCGGAUACGCAUGAACUACAUUAAGAAGUUGUGUGCAGAUGUCAAGAUGCGGCCAGCCAUCCUUACGGAUAAAUCAAUGGAAUCUGCCAUCAAAUAUAUCAACAAAAAGUUCCCAAACAUUGAUUUCCGAGGAAACAUACAAAACUUGACCAGCAUCCAGCGGCAAAAAUCUGAUGUGAUGGAAGCCACAACAAGCUACUACGACUCUUUUCUGGAUGUCAUAGAGUUCAGGGACCAUGUCUAUGAGUUGCUGAACACCAUAGAUGCCUGCCAGUGCUUCUUUGAUAUUGCGGUAAACUUUGACUUUACCAAGAGCUACUUGGACCUGAUCAUCACUUAUGCCUCAGUUAUCAUCACCCUCGCUCGCAUCGAUGACAAAAAGGCUCUGGUGGGCAUGUUCAACUGUGCUCAUGAGAUGACGAAGGGCAACAGUGACCCCUCCUACCCACGUCUCAGCCAAAUGUUUGUGGAAUACGAGCAUCCCUGGAAAAAGCUCACUGAGGAGUUUGGACCUCACACUAGGUCAGUGACGGCAGCACUGUUGUCUCUGAGAGUGAUCUACCCACGGAGGAACCUACCAGCCGAACAGUGGCGGAGUGCCCAGCUCCUCAGUCUGCUCAGUGCUCCGGCCACCAUGUUGGAUCCGGCCUGCUGUGACACUAUGGCAUGUGAAUAUCUGCCUUUGGAGGUAAUGGAGCGCUGGAUCAUCAUCGGCUUCCUCUUGUGCCAUAGCAGCCUGAAUAGCAACCAAGCUUCCCAGGAGCUGUGGAAAAUGGCUCUGCGGAGCGGCCUGUACAUCACCCUCACCAGAGAUGAGCUGCUCAGCAUACACAAAGUCUCUGAAGACCUCUUUGACAGCAUCAAAGGAUACGGCAAGCGUAUUGCAGACAUCAAGGAGUGCCGUGAUCAUGUCUUAGCCAACAGUGGGGUACUACACCGAGAGAGGAGACACUUCCUUAGAGGAGCCAUGAAGGAAUUAGUGAUGGUCCUGGAAGAUGAACCAGGGCUGCUGGGUCCAAAGGCUCUCUUUGUCUUCAUGGCCCUAACCUUCUCCCGUGACGAAGUCUUGUGGCUGGUACGACACUCUGAGAACAUGCCCAAAAUAAAAACACCAGAGGACUACGUUGACAAUCAGAUGGCGGAGUUGCUCUUCCACAUGGAGAGACUGAGAGGACUCAUGAGAAAAUACAACAACGUUGUCCAACGUUACCACAUCCAGUACCUGGCUCAGUUUGAUGCCCUGGUUCUCAAUGACACCAUACAGAACAUGCACGUGUGUCCAGAGGAGGAAUCAGUUCUGCUGAGUUCAUUUGUUUCAACCCUUUCUGUGCUUUCAGUGAAACAAGUGGAGAACAAAGAGGAGUUUGAUUUCAGGGCUGUGAGAUUGGACUGGCUGAGGCUGCAGGCCUACACAAGUGUGAACAAGGCCCCAUUGUUUAUAAAGGACUACCCAGACUUAGCAAAAGUCAUGAACAUGAUCCAGUUUCACACCAAGAUGGUGGACGGCAUUGAAGAACUCCUGCAGGAGACGUCAGAUGUGUCUGUUCUCUGUUUCUUCCCACGAGUAUUUGAGAGGAUGUUUCACCAGAGCAGCGAGGAAAUGACUAUGAAGAGGUACCUGAUGGCCUUCCCUUCUGUUUGCUCCCACUUCAAUCAGUGUGGACACCCUCUCUGUCCUGAAGAGGAGGAGGCGAUAGAGAAGAGGAGUCUGCGCCUGUGUGUGACCUUCCUGGAGCACAUAGCAAAGCAGACCAGUACUGUUAUGUUGGAGAUAUGUGCUGAGCAGUGCAAACUCAAUGAGCAGUUGCAGCCCAAACACUGUGCGGAAACCAUCAGUGCAGCUCGCCACAGGAAGCAAAAGAAAGCCGUACCAAAGAAAGGAGAAGUCCACAAAGAAAAACCAGGAGCUGAAAGCCUGAGGAAAGACCGCACCAUCACCACCAAUGUGGACAAGAUGCACCUGAUGCUGACUGAGAUUUGCUCCUCCUACAGCCUGUGUAGUGACAUCAUGGUGUACAACCACAUCGUCCUUCCCACAGAGUUCCUGCUGUCUUAUCUGGAGAUACGUCUGUCUGAGAUCAUCGUGAGAAUGGCCAAUUACAACCAGACCACCAUGGAGAUCGCUCGGCCUGUAGACCUCCUGGCAGGAAUAAAGUCUUACACCGCCAGCCUGCACAGCCUACCUAACUACGUCAAUGUGGAUGUCGCCCGGCUGGUGAGGAGCGUCCUGAUGCAGCAAACGCAGCCGCUGGACUCCAGAGGGGCGCAGACGCUCACAAACAUUUACACAAGCUGGUACCUGGAGAGUCUCUUACGUCUGGCCAGCAACUCCCUCAUUGUACACUGUCCCGCCAUGCAGUGCUUUGUCAAUCAAACGUUCGACAACGAACCCACUUUCAGAGCGGAGGAGUUCUCAGAUGUGUCAGACUUGCAAGCUCUGGCUGAGUUACUCGGUCCCUACGGACUCAAGUUCCUGAGCGAGAACCUGAUGUGGCACGUGACCUCUCAAGUCAGCGAGCUGAAGAAACUGGUCAUGGAGAAUAUGGAUGUCCUGGUGCAGAUGAGAAACAACUAUGAUAAGGUGGAUGAAAUGUCCAAUCUGAGGAGGAGGCUGACAGGAGGAGAGAACCUGCUGAAGAGGAUGACUAUCAUUGGAGUCAUCUUGUCCUUCAGAUCGAUGACGCAGGACUCCCUGAGAGAGGUGCUCCAAAAGCAUUGCCCAUACCUGAUGGGCCCCAUUGAAUGCCUGAAGGACUGUGUCUCUGCUGACACAGAUAUCAAGGUGACUCUGAGCGUAUUCGAGCUCGCCACUGCAGCAGGUAUGACUUGUGACAUUGAGCCGGCCCUGGUCUCUGCCAUCAGCAGCAUGAAGACAGAUAACACUUCCAUAGACGAGGAGUACAAGCUGUCGUGUUUGCUCCUCGUCUACAUCGCAGUGUCUCUGCCGACUUUGGCCCUGGACUCUAACUCUUCCUACAGCCGCGAGCAUGGAGGCCACAACAACAACAUCCACUGUUUAGCGUUGGCCAUCAACCAGCUUGCGGCGGCUAUGUUCACGGUACAGAACAAGAACAUCCAGCAGCAUCUCAAAGAGUUUCUCCUACUGGCAUCAUCCUCUCUGCUUCAAAUGGGACAAAACGUGGAGAAACCCGACAGCAAAAACAGGGAGUCCAUCUACCUGCUUCUACACAAGAUUGUGGAGGAGUCUCCGUUCUUGAGCCAAGAUAUGUUGGAGAGCUGCUUUCCGUACGUCCUGCUCCGAAAUGCCUACAGAGAAGUGUACCAGUUCAGCAUGGUCUCACUUGGGUGAAGAUGUUCUUUGUUGUCUUUAAUGUUGAUUUACCAUAAUACUUGUUUAAAUGUGCAUUAAGUUUACAAUGAUGAUAUCCAGUACUUUUUCCACCAACGCUUUUAUGAUCACUAUACUUAUUAAAUAUGCUUUACUAAGUAUGUAAAAGUAUGCUAUAAUCACGGUUCAGUACAUGCGUAUACCUCAACUCCCACCAGUCAAAGGCUACAUUGUACUGUAUUUGUUUACAGAGUAGAUGGGUGACUCUAUCACAAGGCAGUUCCAUUUCCUGUCCCGCACCUAAUGUGUACUGUGUGGGAACGCUUCAGUUCCGUUCCAAAUAGUCUGUACGAAAAAAUCAGAUUACGAAGCAAUGCAUGUACCCUUACUCCCGGUUCUUGAACAUUUUGUUGUGGUGCUUUUCUGCCAGCUUAACAGAUUAGUUUCAAGUCACUUCUCAUGAGUUUUUCAUUAUCUUGACAGAUUCUAGCGUGCGUCGGGUCAAUUCUGUAAUAAUCCUUUUCCCCAUCAAAAAACCUGCUUGUUUUCUAAGCAUUUUCAGACUGGAAAGUCAUUGAUGCUGGUGUGUAUUAUUUUUUCCAUGAAUAAAGAUCAUAAUUAUA